Molecule: messenger RNA, 1038 nt
Organism: Sesamum indicum (sesame)
Lineage: Eukaryota; Viridiplantae; Streptophyta; Magnoliopsida; Lamiales; Pedaliaceae
Source: RefSeq, a predicted model, not a curated record
CCAUCUCAUACCCUAAUCCUUAUAUACAAGUGAUCAUUUCAUAAUAUUGAUCACUAGUCAUCACACUCAUAUACACUUCAUCUCUCACCAUGGUUGGAGCACCAGUUUCUUUCUCCGGCAACCAGCCCCAGGCUCCGGCCGCCACCAACGAUACGAUUGAGAAAUAUGCCCCACCUCCUCAAAUGUAUGCCACACCAAGUGCACCCAUUUCGACGCUUUUGCCAUACAAUGGGCAGUCGCCGCCGCCACCACCACCAUGCUCCAACCCGGCCGCCCCUUACCUAGCUACCACAUCUGCCCCUUGUCCAACAAACAUGCCAGCAUCAUCGACCCCCCUUAAUACAAGCUACCUCUACCCUCCUAAUCCAACAUCUCCAUUCCCGCAAAAUCCACCAACUUCAGCCCCUUAUCCUGUCGGCUCAGCCGCCCCACCGCCUCCUUUUCCUCCAUGCUCAACCACCCCACCACCUCCAUUUCCUCCAUGCUCAACCGCCCCGCCCAAUACUUAUCCUUCAAGUUUGGCAAAUACACCAACUACUACUUACCCUCCUCCUUCCUCUUCCCCGUCACCAUGGCUAAAUCAGACACCAACUUCUUUUUCCGGUCAGCCACCAUCUGCCUAUCCUCCAGCUGGAUACCCCCCACAACACGUUACUCCUUUGGCCCCAAGUGGUUAUCCAACAGGCCAGUCGACUGGAAACUAUACUGCACCAACAUCCACAUAUCCACAGGCUAAUCCUACAAACCAAGCACCACCGUAUUCCACUGGAGCCUAUCCGACGCCUCCACCCGCUAGCGGCGUCUACCCGACACCUCCACCCACCGGCGGAGUCUACCCACCCCGAUAUUAGUGUACCAGCAGAGAUGCAUGAAUUUGGAUCCAAACCCGAGAAUGUUGAUGUUUAAUAUGCGACUUUAAUUGGAGCAUCCAAAAUUUUCUUUGCGUUUACUUUCCAAAGUUUGAUUAUGAACACUCUUCUUUAUGACUUUAUAAGAUUCAACAUGUUUGAGAAAGGAUCUUUCUCUAUUCUCUGUGGA